AUGGCGGCGGCGCUGGCUGCCCCGGCGCCGGCCCCGGAAGGAGGCGCCCCCCCGCCGCCGCCGCCGCCGCCCCCGCAGGCCCCGCCGCACGAGAUCAAGAGCCAGUUCCGCACCCGCGAGGGCUCCUACCGGCUGCUGGGCGGCCCCGAGCCCCGCGCCCGACCCGCCGCCGCCGCCGCCCCCGCCGCCAGCCCCCCGGCCCCGCCGCCCGCAGGAGCCCCCGCGCCCCCCGCCCCGUCGCUGCCGCCCGUCCGCCUCUCGCUGGUGCGGCUGGGCCUGGCCGGAGGCGGAGGAGGCGAGCCCUGCGCGGACGGAGAGGCGGGCGGCCCGGGCGCCGAGCGGAGCCGCGUCUGCUUCAACCUGGGCCGGGAGCUCUACUUUUACUCGGGCGCCGCCGGGCGGGGAAGGAGGUCUAUCGAUCUGAAGAAACCUAUCGACAAGCGGAUCUAUAAGGGGACGCAGCCCACCUGCCAUGACUUCAACCAGUUCACGGCGGCUUCCGAAAGCAUCUCCCUCUUGGUUGGCUUCUCGGCUGGGCAAGUGCAAUACUUGGAUCUGAUCAAGAAAGAUACCAGUAAGCUAUUUAAUGAGGAGAGGCUCAUCGACAAGUCAAAGGUCACCUUUGUGAAGUGGAUCCCCGAGUCGGAGAGCCUCUUCCUGGCCUCCCACGCCAGCGGUCACCUGUACCUGUACAACGUGGAGCAGCCCUGCGUCUCGGCCGCCCCCCAGUACACCCUCCUCAAGCAAGGCGAGGGCUUCACGGUUUAUGCCUGUAAGAGCAAGAACGCCCGGAACCCGCUGCUGAAGUGGGCGGUGGGCGAAGGGGCCCUGAACGAGUUUGCCUUCUCGCCCGACGGCCGCUACCUGGCGUGCGUCAGCCAAGACGGCUGCCUGCGGGUCUUCCAUUUCGACUCCAUGCUGCUGCAGGGCAUGAUGAAGAGCUACUUUGGGGGGCUGCUGUGCGUCUGCUGGAGCCCCGACGGACGCUACAUCGUCACGGGGGGCGAGGACGACCUGGUCACGGUUUGGUCCUUUGCAGAGGGCCGGGUCAUUGCCCGGGGCCACGGACACAAGUCCUGGGUUAACGCGGUGGCUUUCGACCCCUACACCACCAGCACGGAGGACGAGGAGAGCGGGGAGCUGAGCGGCAGCGACGAGGACCUCCAGGAUUCGUCCGAGUUCCGGCGGGUGAGGACCAGCAGCACUCUCUCCCACCUGUCCAAGCACAGCGCCAAAAGCACCCCCUCGGUCACCUACCGGUUUGGCUCUGCCGGGCAGGACACCCAGUUCUGCCUCUGGGACCUGACCGAAGACGUCCUGUACCCCCACCACCUGCUGCCCCGCACCCGAACGCUCACCAACACCUUCGGCACCGGCAUCCCUCCCUCGGGCAGCGGGGGCAGCAACCUGGCCGCCGAGUCAGGCGGCGGCGGAGGGCCGCUUCCCCGCUCCCUCUCACGCUCCAACAGCCUGCCGCACCCGGCAGUCACCAGCGCUGCCAAAAGCCACGCGGCGGACGGGGCGGUGCCCUUCAGCAUCGGCAAAUUCGCCACCCUCACCCUGCAGGAGCGGCGGGACAAAAACGCGGAGAAAGAGCACAAACGUUACCACAGCCUGGGCAACAUCAGCAAGAGCAGCGACAAGCUGAACGUGGUGCCCAAGAGCAAGCUGGACACGGCCAAGGUCUUGGGCACAGCCCUGUGCCCCCGCAUCCACGAAGUGCCCCUGCUGGAGCCCCUGGUGUGCAAGAAGAUUGCCCACGAGCGGCUGACCGUCUUGCUUUUCCUGGAGGACUCUAUCAUCACCGCCUGCCAGGAAGGGCUGAUCUGCACCUGGGCCAGGCCAGGCAAGGCGAUCCUGAAUUCCCAGAACGGGGGCUCUCCCAGCGGCACAAUCGUGUAAUCGGCACUAACUCACGCUCGGCUUGCUCUCCGGUUUGGACCCGGAGUGGAACUGCUUCCGGUUCCUUUGCUCGGUGGAGCAAACUUGACCAAGACGGGAAAGUUUUCCGACAUUUUCAACGUGUGUACAGGUUGUGUCUCCCCAUCCCUCGCCUGUGAAACCUGACUGUGUGGCAAUUUGGAAUCCUAACCGUUAACCUCUCGAGACCGACGACGUAAUUCAGGAUGAACGGCACCUCUCCGCUAUUUAAAAGUAUUAAUUAACAAACUCUUUUAUUUAAUGUUAAGGUUUGAGCACAGGGUGCUUGGAGGGGCUGAUUUUGCACAAAGGUGAACUGAGCUUUCCCCUCCCUCCUCCCCCCCCCCCCCCAUCCAGACAGAAAUUCUGGUUGCUGUGACCCAGCCCAACCUAUCCCUAACUCCAUUUUCCUGGUUGCUUGCCCCCAGAAGGAGUUUUGUACAGGGGAGAUAACAGUAAUUCCCUGCCGCGUGUAACAGUCCUUUUCUUCCCCCUUCCCCCUCCCCUUUGCUUUAAUCCCAUUUUUGCACAGAAAGUUCCAGUAUUUCUGUUGACCGGAGGUAGCAGUCGUACCUCUGUCCGGCAGAUAGUUCUCUCUCGACUUUCGCCGCGUCCUCCUCCCCGUUCAGCCAACGGACUCUCUUCUCCCAGAGACGGCGCUUAAAAACGUUUCGAGAUCCAGCACGAUACUGCCAGGGAAUUCUUGCCAUCCGUCUGUUUCCGACGUCUUUUGUUGUGUCGUGGACCUCCACUUCGGUUUCCCGCAUCCGCCCGGCUUCAUCUCGGAAGGGGCCUCUCAAAGCAAAAUGGGUUUCCUUUCCAUCGGUUGGUCCUUGUAACGCGACAGCCGUUGACUUACUACCUGAUGUUUCUCAAGGACGAUUUCCUCCACCCAUCACUUCCUUUCUCCAACCCCUCUGAAUGGGGUCUUAUUUUUGGGCCGGCCAUUUCUCGCCAGAUUUGAUCCUUUCUCUCUGACACGUUUUUUUUGUCGUUGCUGACCGUCCUCCCGAUGAAGGUGUUUAUGCAUGGGGGAUCCCAGCACAUCCACACUGUUGAUUGGCAGAGACUCGUUCUAAAGUCUUUAAACGGUGCUUCUCGGCCUCAGCCACUUGAAGAGGUGUGGACUUCAACUCCCCCAGAAUUCCCCAGCCAGCCAUGAUGGAAAAGGGAGUCCACGAAUCUUAAAUACAUUGCUGAGGUCAAGAGACACAGCGUUCUAGAUUAUGUAGCUGUGGCAUCUGACGCUUGUCCGGUCAGUUGCUUAGUUUGUUUAGCUUAGGCUCAGAGAUUCACCUCCAGGGGAAGUUGGUUUUGGUCACCAAAAGUAAAUAUCUAGGAUGAUCCUGGCUUCUGGAGCUGCGCUUCUCCAUCUUGAUGUGCCAGACUAAAUCAAAUAAGCUUGGUUUUUUAGGAACCUUGGUCUUGCAGCGAAUCAGGGGUCCUGGGUGCUCUCUGGCCUUGUUGGUUUUCUUGCAGGCGUUUCAUUGCCCAAACUAGAUAACAACAUCAGUGCUAGUAAGGAGUGGGGUUUGGUGAGCAAACCUCCCUCCUUAGCUACUGAUGAUGUUACCUAGUUUGGUCAGGAAACGUCUGCAAGGAAACCACCAAGCCCAGAGAGCACCAAGGACCCCUCAUUUCAACCCCGAGCUGCAAAUAUUCUCCUUUAUUGCUAUGAGUCACGUUCCUGGGUUGGUUAUUUAAGUCAGUAGAGUAGAUCCGUGUUUCCUAACCUCAGCAACUUUAAAGACAGGUGGACUUUCAACUCCAGAAUUCCCCAGCCCCUGGAUGCAUUCUGGGAGUUGAGAGUCUAAACAUCUUGAAGUUGCCAAGGAAAUGAUGGGAUAAGAUUUUGAAUUCUCGGUGUCUCUUGGGUUGCUCGGCUUCAGCCUGAUUUAAGGUUCAGGUUGCAUAAGGCGAACGAGCCAAAGAUUGAGGUUUCGCAACCAGCUGCUCCAAAAACAGAUUCAGAGCCAACCAAAAUAUUUUUUAAAAGCGUUUUAAAUUUAGCGUGGAGUCUCGAAAAUAUCCCAACUAUGCUUUGGGCCUGUGGACAAUUAAGGAUAGUCUUGGCGUCUUUUUAUUUAUACACAGAGAAAGAGAGAGAGGGAGGGAGAGAGAGAAAAAGGUUGAGGGAAUUGUAUGAUGGAUAAUUAUAAAUGUCAAAAUAUGUACGUUGUUUUUGGCAAGUGUCUUUCCUUUAAAAGACGCACAUUUUAGUUGGCUUUGAAUCUGCAGUGGUGCAGAUUUUAAACCAGUUUAGCUUCCCAGUGGACUUGAUCAGUGAAAAAUGGAAAUUAAGAGUUUGGCUUGCAUGUAGUGGCUCUAUAAGAUAGCAGUGAGGUAUAAAUGACUAGCAUUUCUACAGGUGCCCCAUUGAAUUCUUUUCUUCUCUUGGAUAUCCAUUGGAACAGUAUUUCUCAACCUUGGUUACUUGAAGACAGGUGGACUUUCAUUCUUGAAUUGAAUUGAAGCUUAGCCAGCUGGGGAAUUCUGGGAGUUGAAGUCCACCUGCCUUCAAGGAACCAAGAUUGAGAAACACGGCACCAGAGGGUCCCGUCAGCCUCCGUGGGAAAGGACUCCGUCUCUCUACAAAUUGUCUCCUCCGCCGCCUUCAGUCCGAGCUGCGCCUUGGCACAUUCACACAUGCUCCAUCUGACUGUGCUGGUAGCCGAGGCAGCCUUUUGGGUUAAAAAAAACCCCAACAUUUUGAUGAAGCCGCAGGGAAAGUUGGCUGCUAGGACCGAUUCCUAAAAGCCUAGUCGAUUUUAGGAGUGGGUUUCCUUGAGAUCCUGGGAAUGUUUUGUGGGUCGGCGAGUUCUAAUCCCGGCUGUCGCAUACGCCCUGCGUGGGAGAAUAUUUCAUCGCUUGCAAUUUCCUUGCUCAUCUCAGGCCGAAGCUGUAAAACCUGCAUUCGUCCUUCCGUCGAGUUGACCAGGGUUUGUCCCGUCGGCUGUGUGAACCCUCAACACACUUCCAUACCGACGAGGGAUCGUCUUCUGCACCCAUCAGCGACAUUCAGUACCUUUCUCCAGGUUGCAAAAUUCAGCCCAGCGUAUCAAAGACCCCCACCCCAGGGCGAAGGGAGGAUCUAACACAGGAGUGUCUCCUCUCCCCCAGGAUUAAAAAGCCAUACCGGUCUACAACCACGGACCCCUGCUUCAUCCCGAAGCGACGGGGGAGGGGACGGAAGGGAGAACCUAUAUUUCCCAUCAGAUCCGCUUGGAUUCUUUGCCGCGAGACGGACGGACCUCGGAAAAACAGUAUUAAUUUGCUUUUCCUUCCUCUUCCCCUGACCUCUCCCACCCCUCCCCAUGCAUGUCUGCCCCCUGUGACCUCUGUAAGAAGCCAGCUGGUGCCUGGUAGCCAAGUUCUCCUCCCCCCCCCCCAUCAUUUUGCCUUCCCUCCCCCCCGAAACACAUCUGGAAGCUGCCGACAACAAGCCCCCCCCUCCCUCCCUCCCGGUGCCUUUCGUUACUUUACUACCUGCUCUAAACGUUUGUUACUGUCGUGUCUGAAAAAGCGUUUAAAUUAUAGAAAUCGUGAAUGCCUAUUUAUACUAAAGAGACCGUUUUCACA
Messenger RNA from Pantherophis guttatus, 5499 nucleotides. It is a transcript of the gene DMWD, whose product is annotated as DM1 locus, WD repeat containing. Gene Ontology annotation, molecular function: protein binding. The record is from RefSeq and is a predicted model, not a curated record. Lineage: Eukaryota; Metazoa; Chordata; Lepidosauria; Squamata; Colubridae.